Elephantulus edwardii (Cape elephant shrew) is the source of this 1990-nucleotide messenger RNA. RefSeq names its product dynactin 4 (p62) (gene DCTN4). The coding region runs from base 19 to 1401 and encodes 460 amino acids. The record is from RefSeq and is a predicted model, not a curated record. The transcript is spliced from 13 exons. NCBI's taxonomy places the organism in Eukaryota, Metazoa, Chordata, Mammalia, Macroscelidea, Macroscelididae. Gene Ontology annotation, cellular component: dynactin complex.
GACACCUCCCUCUCGAAGAUGGCGUCCUUGCUGCAAUCGGAGCGGGUUCUCUACCUAGUCCACGGAGAAAAGAAAGUUCGGGCUCCGCUCUCGCAGCUUUACUUCUGCCGCUAUUGUAGCGAGCUGCGGUCGCUGGAAUGUGUGUCUCACGAGGUGGAUUCCCAUUAUUGUCCCAGUUGCUUAGAAAAUAUGCCAUCGGCUGAAGCCAAACUGAAAAAGAAUAGAUGUGCCAACUGUUUUGACUGUCCUGGGUGCAUGCACACCCUCUCCACUCGAGCAACAAGCAUUUCCACACAGCUCCCAGAUGACCCCGCCAAGACAACAAUGAAGAAAGCCUAUUAUCUGGCCUGUGGAUUUUGUCGCUGGACGUCUAGAGAUGUAGGCAUGGCAGAUAAAUCUGUAGCUAGUGGCGGUUGGCAGGAACCUGAAAAUCCUCACACUCAAAGAAUGAACAAACUGAUUGAAUACUACCAGCAGCUUGCUCAGAAAGAGAAAGUUGAGCGAGACCGCAAGAAACUAGCUCGACGUCGGAACUAUAUGCCUCUGGCUUUUUCGGACAAAUAUGGUCUUGGAACCAGACUCCAGCGACCACGAGCUGGUGCAUCCAUCAGUACCCUCGCUGGACUUUCCCUUAAAGAAGGAGAGGACCAGAAAGAAAUAAAGAUUGAGCCAGCUCAGGCUGUCGAAGAAGUGGAACCUCUACCUGAGGACUAUUACACAAGACCAGUAAAUUUAACAGAGGUGACCACCCUUCAGCAGCGCCUCCUACAGCCAGACUUCCAACCAAUCUGUGCAUCACAGCUCUAUCCUCGCCACAAACAUCUGCUGAUAAAACGCUCUCUGCGCUGCCGCAAAUGUGAACAUAAUUUGAGCAAGCCAGAAUUUAAUCCAACAUCUAUCAAAUUCAAAAUUCAACUGGUUGCUGUCAAUUAUAUCCCAGAAGUGAGAAUCAUGUCAAUUCCCAACCUUCGCUACAUGAAGGAGAGCCAGGUGCUCCUGACUCUGACCAACCCCGUGGAGAACCUCACCCAUGUGACUUUGCUGGAGUGUGAGGAGGAGGACCCUGAUAACAUCAAUAGCACUGCUAAGGUGGUGGUGCCCCCCAAAGAGCUCAUCCUAGCUGGCAAGGAUGCCGCAGCAGAAUACGACGAGUUGGCAGAACCCCAGGACUUUCAGGACGACCCUGACGUUAUAGCUUUCAGAAAGGCCAACAAAGUGGGAAUUUUCAUCAAAGUUACCCCACAACGUGAGGAGGGCGAAGUGACCGUGUGCUUUAAGAUGAAACAUGAUUUUAAAAACCUGGCUGCGCCCAUCCGCCCCAUUGAAGAAAAUGACCAGGCCACGGAAGUCAUCUGGCUCACUCAGCACGUGGAACUCAGCUUGGGUCCACUUCUUCCUUAAAAAUUCCACUGUCGGGCAGAUCACAAAGGACGAUGUCUCCAUGUUAAAAUAGCGAAGCCACUGCUUCGUCGGGCCUUGUUCAUUAACCACUAACGUCCCCAUGUACUACUGAGUACUGUUUUCAGGAGAGUAAGGGCAUAGGGAAGGCAUUGAGAACACAGAAGCUGCUGUCCUCUUGCUGUUCCUUCUGUAACACCAAGAAGUCUGUGUCUCCGUCACCGAACCCUGCACGUUGAAUAACAGCAGCCUAAAUUCAUCCCACGAAGGGUCAGCUGCUCUUUGGAGGUGUAAUAGAUUACUACCUGAGAAAUUCUGGCCUUAAUGUCUCCUGGUUUUGUCUUCAAAGGAUCAGAAUCUCACAGAUGAGACUUAAAUGGUAGCCCAAAGGUGGACCUGCUGUUAAUGGCCUAGCCCUGGUCUCACAGUAUCAACUGCUUUUUGCAUUGUAUUAGACGUAAUCUUCAUCUAAGCAUAUCCCUUCGUUUUUCACUAUGGCUCCCGUCUUGCCACAGAUUGCCGUUUGACAAAGGGCAGGAAGUGUUACAGUGUCUUGAGCAUUAGGAUGAUUGGAGCAACCUGUGGAAUUCUU